CGUUUGUUUCACGGACAUCACCAUCUUCAAUAACCUUUCGACAGUCUAACCGCCAUAACCGUUCCCUUUCAUUUCCAUCAAAACCAGAGCACUUUCCUUCUGUUAUCUGUCUCUCUGUUUCUCUUCGAUAAAAACAACAAUGGCUUCUCAAAACCCUAAUCCCAAAAAAUCCCUAUAUCCAGAAGUGAUCCAAUCAAACCCUGAAUCUCCUUCUUAUGUCUUCUCAAACCCUAAUUCUCAAUCCUCCUCAUCCAACCUCUACCCUACAAUCGACAUGAACGACCUCGUCGAAAAUCUCUUUCCUGAACCUGUACAACACUAUCCCUAUAGCCCCUCUGCUCCGCCUGUGGCCGUUGAGGAAGUAUUGAUCAAAAUUCCCGGUGCCAUUCUGAAUCUCAUUGACAAAAACUACAGUGUCGAGCUUGCAUGUGGCGAUCUCUGCAUUGUUCGCCUGCGUCAAGGAGAUAAUAUCGUCGCCAUUCUUGCUCGAGUAGCUGAUGAGAUUCAAUGGCCCCUGGGCAAAGACGAGGCAGCAGUAAAAUUAGACGAUUCACAUUACUUUUUCUCUCUACGUUUCCCAAAGGAGCAUCACGAGUCUGAUUCGAGCAGUGAUGAGGAGGAAAAGAAAAGUAGAAAUAAGAAAGUUAAUGAUUCGAGUAACCUAUUGAAUUAUGGUUUGACGAUUGCAUCUAAAGGGCAAGAGGCUUUGUUGAAAGAGUUUGAUGGGAUUUUACAGGCUUACAGUUCUUUUACUGUGCAAAAAAUUUCAGAGAAGACGAAAGCUAACGGCGACGCAUUACUACGUGAGUUGGCUGUGACGGAGAAUUCACCGGCGGAUUUGCGGAAUGAGGAGCAGAAAGAGAUGAUGGAGGGGAAGUGUGCUGCUUAUUGGACUACAUUAGCGCCCAAUGUGGAGGAAUAUAGUAGCACUACAGCAAGGGUGAUUGCUGCUGGUUCAGGGCACUUGGUUAAAGGGAUAUUGUUGUGUGGGGAUGUGACUAUGGAUAGGUUGAAAUGGGGGAAUGAAGUCAUGAAGAGAAGGAUGAGUCCUCGAUCCAAGUCAGAGAUUAGUCCUGACACCAUGAGGAGGAUUAGAAGAGUUAAGAAGAUGACGAAAAUGACAGAGAAAGUCGCCAAUGGCGUCCUAUCUGGGGUUGUGAAAGUGUCUGGAAUUUUCACUACCAAGCUUGCAAAUUCAAAAGCAGGCAAGAAAUUUUUUGGGCUUCUGCCAGGGGAGAUUGUGCUUGCAUCCCUGGAUGGAUUUGGCAAAGUGUGUGAUGCUGUGGAAGUAGCUGGAAAAAAUGUAAUGGCUACAUCAUCUACUGUGACAACUGAACUUGUCAACCACAGAUAUGGUGAACAAGCAGCUGAGGCUACAAAUGAGGGUCUUGGUGCUGCUGGGCAUGCAUUUGGCACGGCAUGGGCUGCAUUUAAGCUUCGGAAGGCACUUAACCCAAAAAGUGCAUUAAAACCAAGCAGCCUGGCCAAGUCUGCUGUUAAAGCUGCUGCUGCUGAGAUGAAGGCUAAGCAUUCCAAGUAAGUAACUACAGAUUGAAAUCCUUCAUUAAAAACAUUCACAACUGCUGCUGUAAUCUAUAAACCCACAUUCUCCCAUUUUUACCAUAUGAUUAUUUCUGUAAAUAUAUGGAUAUCAUUUAUUUAUUUAUUUAUUUUUCACCAAAUGCCAUUUUCUGGGCCUUCAUUUUCA
Jatropha curcas is the source of this 1708-nucleotide messenger RNA. RefSeq names its product protein EARLY-RESPONSIVE TO DEHYDRATION 7, chloroplastic. NCBI's taxonomy places the organism in Eukaryota, Viridiplantae, Streptophyta, Magnoliopsida, Malpighiales, Euphorbiaceae. The record is from RefSeq and is a predicted model, not a curated record. Gene Ontology annotation, cellular component: plasma membrane.